Messenger RNA from Peniophora sp. CBMAI 1063, 1452 nucleotides. NCBI's taxonomy places the organism in Eukaryota, Fungi, Basidiomycota, Agaricomycetes, Russulales, Peniophoraceae. The record is from the annotation of a GenBank genome assembly.
AUGUCCCCACCAGCAGUAGUUCUCGAUAGUGCUCUCGGUGCAGUCGGCAACACGCCACUCAUCCGUCUCGACCGCCUCGCCCACCAUGAAGGGCUCAAGUGCAAUCUCCUCGGCAAGCUCGAAUACACGUCCGCCGGCGGUUCUGUCAAGGAUCGCAUUGCGAAACGAAUGGUUGAGGCAGCCGAGGCAGAGGGCAAACUUGUCCCCGGAAAGAGUGUCGUUAUCGAACCUACAUCGGGCAAUACUGGUAUAGGACUUGCCAUGGCGUGCGCUAUCAAGGGGUAUGCAGUGAUUAUCGUCAUGCCACAGAAGAUGUCACUGGAGAAGGAGGCCGCAUUGCGUGCUUUGGGUGCCGAAGUCGUUCGCACACCGACGGAAGCCGCCUGGGAUUCGCCGGAGAGCCACAUAGGUGUUGCCGCGCGCCUCCAACGUGAGAUACCGGGAGGUAUCAUCCUUGACCAGUAUCGCAAUGUGAACAAUCCUCUGGCGCACGAAUUCUCGACUGGACCAGAGAUCAUCGAAGCAGUUGUUAACACCCCUUCAACGCCGGAGCACCCUUCGAGCGGCAAAGUCGACGUUCUUUUCGCGGGUGCUGGGACCGGCGGUACAGUGUCCGGCAUUGCGAAGGCAAUCAAGAAGGCGCAUAAUCCAGACUGCAUCGUCGUUGGUGUUGACCCGGUUGGCUCCAUACUUGCACUCCCGUCUUCGCUCAAUGGCACGGGCCCGUGGGAAUCAUACAUCGUCGAAGGUAUCGGCUAUGACUUCGUUCCGGAGGUACUGUCGCGCGAGCCAGGCUUGAUCAACCACUGGGUCAAGACGAACGACAAAGACGCCUUUGCAGCUGUUCGCGAGCUCAUGCGUCGCGAAGGCACACUGGUUGGCGGUAGCAGCGGGUCAUCAUUGGCCGGUGCGCUGGCAUGGCUUCGCUCGGAUGCUGGAAAGGAAGUAGCGCAGACGGAAGGGAAGAACGUUGUAGUCCUCUUGCCUGACGGUAUUCGUAACUACAUCGGCAAGGAUUGGUUCCUCAAGAUGGCUUUGGAGGCAGAACCGACACCGCUCGCCCAGAUUAUCAAGAGCGUACUCGCUAGGCCGACUGGUCAAGACCAACACGCGAAUGGCUUGAAAGCAGAUGGUACUAAGCGGGCCACGAAUGGGGACCCCUGCAACGAUCUCGAUGCAUACACGUUUCUCCUACCUGGCCUACUGGCAGGCGUCGGGACUGGCAAAAUAUCCGGGUUUGGCGCCCAUCGCAAUGCCAUCUCAUUGCCGCUCAGGUCAGCUAUGGAAUGCAGUCGCAGCCGCGCCAUACCCGUGAACGCUAUCAACAAUGCCAUUGCAUGCGGCGACACAUUCUCACCUCCGCGUAUUCGAGCGACACACGGAGGGCAUCGUGCAAGCGGGGCUUCCCAAGUUGUUCAAUGCACAGUAUCAUCGUAUGCCUACUACGUUUGA